GAGAUCAAACCGAAAAUGGUAUUCACAACAAAAACAAUUAUGGAUAAUAUCAGGAUAUGUUAUUUAAUGUCGAAAUGACUAAGAGCCAAGGGAGGUAACCACUGGAAGCGUAACGUGAAUCCUCACGUGGUUUAAUAAUGUGAAAUGUGGCGAUUUCCGGAAGUUGCCGAAUGGGAAUCUUGGUUUUGAUUGGCUACGAUUGAUCCGAGUGAAAACGGGAAAGAAACGCCAUUUUCUUCACAUGAUGACAUGUGCACACGGCACCAAUGUUUAUACGGCCAUGAGGCCAAGGCUUGCAGGAUGUACAAAGGUUUGCCUCGUUUGUCUGCUGAUGAUUGGGUUGUCUCAGACGGCACGUGGACAGACUCACGACCAUGAUCACAUGGAUCAUGAUCACCAUGUUGAUAACCAUGACCAUAAACCUACUAGUGACCUUGACCCUGGAAUUGGGUCAAUAGGGGAGGGUGUGACCAAUCAGAGUGAGGUUUACAAAAUACAGUUUGGAUACUUUCUUGACAAACUGUUUGAGAAGUAUGGAGAUGGCCAUAAAAUGUCUAAGCGAGGUUUGGAACAUCUGUUAUUCCACCUUGGUCUGGGUGGUAAAAUAGUUCUUGGAAAUGAAAAUCAUAGUCUUGAUCAUUCCCAUGAAUAUAAUGUGGAACAACACGAGUCUGAGCAUGCCGAUGCUCACGAUAAGAAAAACAUUCCAGAAAGUCAUGGAAGCCAUGGAGAAGAUAAUGGUGCUCAUUUACAUGAACAUGAUGGUCAUGAUACCCAUGAACAUGAUCAUAAUCAUGACAACGAUCUUAUUAACCAUGAACAUCAAAUGGGCCUGCCGGAAAAUUUGAAACAUUCUGAUGAACAUUCUAGUCAUGAGAAGUCACUUGGAGAAGAGACUGGUGCUUUAUUAGAUAAAAGUGUGCCAUUAAAUACACAGCCUAAUAUCACUUCCAGAAAUCCAUCUCAAGAAUCCCUUCAUAAAGGUGAUGACUCUCAUGAACAUCAUGAUCACAGUGACACAGGACAUGAACAUACUAACAAUGAACAUGUAGAACAUACAGAUCACGAGCAUACAGAUCAUGAAGACACCGAUCAUGCACAUACAGAUCAUGAACAUGAAGACACCGAUCAUGCACAUACAGAUCAUGAACAUGAAGACACAGAUCAUGCACAUACAGAUCAUGAACAUGAAGACACCGAUCAUGUACAUACAGAUCAUGAACAUGAAGACACCGAUCAUGCACAUACAGAUCAUGAAUAUAAAGACACAGAUCAUGCACAUACAGAUCAUGAACAUGCCAAUGGCAAUGUCACCCACAAUGAUGAUAGUGAGGAGUACAAACUAAGUGAUAAAGAUUUAGCUUCCAAGCAGAAUGAAGAAUCGCACAAAGGAAAACGAAGUGUUUCACUUGAUCAGCAGUGUUUUGAUACGGACACGAUGCUACGUCUUGUGAACACUGGCGUCACGGAUGACAUGAUCAGCAAGGAUGCAUUCCGGGACUUGUGUCCAGUGCUUGUGUACCAAAUAGAUGCGGACACAUGCCACAAUCUCCACAACAAUCUAGAUCACCAGCAUCAUAGCCACCACCAUGAACAUGAAACAGGGGAGGUAACUUCUGGGGGAGGAAUAGAGGGAGUGACAGCGAAAGUUUGGGGAUUUAGCUGUAUUGCAGUGGUGAUAAUAUCACUGGUUGGGUUGCUUGGCGUUGCUGUGAUACCUAUAAUGCAGAAAGUCUUCUACAACCACAUGCUGCAGUUUCUGGUUGCCCUAGCAGUGGGGGCACUGGCUGGCGACGCCCUUCUUCAUCUUUUGCCACAUGCCAUUGCUGGAGGUCAUGGAGGGGAGGGAGAGUCUGAUCAUGGCCACUCCCAUGGUGAGGAUUCACACGCCCAUGACCUUGGCCCCAUCUAUAAGGGACUUGGUGCACUAAUGGGUAUCUACUUCUUCUUCGUCAUAGAGAGGAUUCUUACCAUCAUAACGGAGAUGAAGAGGAAGAGGAAGAAGCUGAAGAACAGGAAGAAUAACACGAAGGAGAGGGAAGACUCGGAUCAUGUGGGAGAGCGGCUUGCUCAGGCGGACAUGUGUGACGAAAUGUUGAUGAGUAUUCACCCUAACAAAGAUGGCGAAGCAGAAAUCAUUGUUAUGAACAAGUCAGCAUUGCAGGGCUAUGCAGCGGAGGCCCACAGCGAACAUUGCGCAAUAAGCUUCGGCAACUCCAAAGCGCUUAACCACCAACAUGGCUGUCAUGAUGCUGAGACUGCGAUUGAUGGCGAGGAGAAUGACACGAUGAUCUCGCACAAUAACAGCGCAAGCCAUGGACAUGGUCACGGUCACGGACACUCGCACUGUGCUGAUGGAGUACCAAACUCCGUGUCUGCCGUGGCGUGGAUGGUGAUACUUGGUGAUGGAAUCCACAACUUCAGCGAUGGGCUGGCCAUCGGAGCGGCAUUUGCCAACAGCAUAACCGGAGGAUUCAGCACUUCCAUUGCUGUGUUCUGUCAUGAGCUGCCGCACGAAAUAGGAGACUUUGCCAUGCUGUUGAGGGCAGGAAUGUCACCGAAACAGGCCAUAUUCUACAACUGUGUCUCGUCCAUUCUCUGUUUCGUUGGCAUGGUGAUCGGGGUUGCCAUUGGUAACAUUGAGGGUGCGAGUCUGUGGAUCUUCACCAUUGUUGCGGGAAUGUUCCUUUACAUUGCCCUUGUUGAUAUGUUACCAGAGAUGUCUUCAGUGGAAACAAAGAAGGGAGAGAAUCCAUUCUGUCACCUUCUGCUGCAGUUUAUUGGCAUGAUGAUUGGAGGCGGAAUCAUGUUCUUAAUAGCUAUCUUCGAGGGAGAUCUCCAAACCAUCCUCGAUUAAGAUAUAAAUUGUUUUAACUUUGAUCAUACUUCUAGAGAAAAUCUGAAAAAAUAAGUUUUAACUAUGACUUAAUCCAAGAAAAAAAGAUUUAUGUCUCAUUUAUUAAGAUUGCUUUUUACAAGAUCAAGUGUUCUUGGAAUAUAAUGCAUGAUUUUUUAAGUGGUUGGAAUGACCAAUGGUUACCAUUUCAUCACUCAUCCUAGGAACUAAUGUCUCUGGUGUGGGCAACUGUUGAAAACCUUUCCCAGGUAGGAAUAUUGAUGAAAUAGCCCCCAGAUGUCUGAAUAUUACCAUUUAUCACAGCAAUUAUCAGAAAGUCCAAGAAUUUUUUUUUAUCUUUUUUUUACUCAGAAUUUUUACAAACAUUCCAGAAAUGUCUCAAAAUCAUGUUUUGCAAUGCAAUGUGAGAGUGGGCCGCUGGGCUGAGAAUUGAGCACUUGUAAAGUGAAUUAUAUCGUCUUUUUUCUUUAUUGUCACUUGCAUAUAUAUGUAUUGCUUUAUUUAGUAACCUUUUGAAGGAUUCGGUUUGUAGAAAAAAUUGAAAUAGUAAGUUUUGCAUAAUAUCAGUAUGAGGAUUUUUGAGAUUAUUGCUCAAACCGCUUUUUUUUUUUGUUUAAUGUUUGUUCCGUUUUGUUUUUGUGAAAUGCAAAUAAGAAAUGAAAUACUACCAUUGAUAUACAUAUAUAUGUAAAAAGAUAUUUUUGUUUUAAAGUUGCUCUCUCACAGAUUUACUGUUUUUUCUUUUUUCUCUCGAAAUUAGCAAAUUUUUGCGUAAAUAUCUGCACACCAGUAAUUUAAGACUGCUGACAAAAGAUCAGAUCGCAGAUUUUCAUAUUUCCAUUUCAAAAGUAAUGUUUUAUGGCUUAAAUCAUUACUAACCUUUUAGGAAAAAAGACCUCAUUUUUUGAACUUCAAUAAAAAAAAUCUGCGACAUAAUUGUUUGUCAGCAGUCAUAUAUGACUGGUUUACAUGCAUUUUCGCAUGAAUUGGCUCGUUCCAAGACGAAAAAUAAAAAAGUUGUCAAAAUGUUCAAUCUGUGAGAGUGCAGCUUUAAGCAUGGCAAUACAAACACUAUUGUUGCCUGCUGUUUGAUUUUGGGAAUUUGUUUUAAAAUGGGCCAGUAGUUAAAUUAACACAAGCCCGCAAGCCCUGCAUUGUAAAAUGUCAUCCGGGCUUGCUAAAAUUCUGAAUGGCUUGUUCAAAAAUUUGAUGCCAAGCAAUAGUAUUACAAUUCGGGCUUGUAAGAUCAGAUGUCUAAUUUUCAGUGACUGAUGGAGUCAAAAUGAAUUCAUAUUGAUAUCUCCACAAGGGCCUUAACAUGUCAAAAACUUUGUUUCUAUUUUCAGUUUUCUUCCUAAUAAGCUUUAUUUGAAUAUUCCAAGAAGUUGAAGUGUUCUAACUAUAGAUCGCUUAUAUCUAUGAAAUCCAAUUUAUUUGUUAUGUGUUUAGUAUAGAGAUUGUGUAGGUUUCAUGUAAUGAAACAGCAUUCUGAACUACAACUGCAACAAGGUUUUAAUAACAAUAUCAGACAAGCUUCUAUUACUUUAAGAUUUAGUUAACAAUUUGAAUUAUUAUUAUUUUUUAUCAACAUCUAUUUUUUUUGUUUUCAAAAUAUUUAGAUCAUGUUUUUUUUUCUUCUACUCCUUGAAAAGAAACAAAGUCAAAGUAUUGUGAUAUUCAUGUGUCAUUGUUGUCAAUGCUGUCGUGCAAAACCUUUACUCUUUGCCAUAUCUGUAAAAAUGCUAAGAUAUUUGCAUACCGCUUGUAUCAUUAGUAUAUUACUGUUAAUAAGUGCUGCUAGAAACAAUAUGCACAUGUGUAUCACAGCCUAUAACUCUAUUGCUUUAAAAGGUGUUAAAUUACGCCCCUUUUUGACAAAAAGAGAAUCAGAUGAGUAUUCGCGUUGGCUUCUCAAUCCUCAUGCUAGUGACCACCAUUUAUACCAUGCUAGGGAUUGUUGAACAAUCAUGCAUAUGUAGUGAACAAAUAGUUUACUUUUAUGUUGUUUGCUGUUGUUGUAGUUAAGUGUAGCAGUAUCGUAAUCAAUUUAUGUUUAUUAUGUAUGUACACGAAUGCAAUUUCAUUUGUUAAGUUUGCAACUGUAUUGCAACAUCAAUAUGCCCUUAUCACACAAAGGAUUUAGGUGAUCCUCCCAUUUUUGAGUAGUACUAUUUGUAGUAUCAUUGAAUAAGAUGCCUGGUGUAGCGACCAGGUUCUAUGAUGGAUUAAUUGUAUGUUUAUCAGAAAGAUACAUUUUUCUUACAUGCUCAGUAGAUCAUAGUGAAACGAUGUUGUAAUCCAUUGAUUUUGGUUUUAAAUAUUAUUUUGUCUAAGGCACUCAUACAUAUUUUUUCAGUGCACUAUUUUGGUUCUGGCUUUUAAGAUACUUAAAUAAACAUAUUUUAGAGAAGUAUGUAUCCCAUUCUUCAAUUUGGUUUAUUGUCCUCAUACAAAUUUUAGUUAGGCGUCAGAUUUAUAUUUCAUAAGAGGUUUGAAUCAUUUAUUUUUUUUGGUCUAUUUUCUGUGCUUAAUUCAUUGUUAAGUUUUAUCACUUUUUCAUCACACAAUUUUCUUAAUCCAUAAUUCUCCCAUCAUCUGUAUACAAUAUUACCCUAUAUUUCCUUAUAGAUGUACAUACCCUAAUAGAUGCACUCGUUUUUCUAUGGGUAUUUUAUUUGAUUCAGGAACUUGACCAAUGCCUUAUAAGACAGCCAAGUUACCAUGUGUAGUUCUUUUCAUGCCUCACUUGCCAGAAAUACAAUUUCUGUGGUUGUUUUAAGACACGUAUUCAUGUAACUUUGAUUUAUGUUAACAAAAUAUUCCUUUUGUUCACUUGCCUGAAAUCAAAUUUCUGUGCAUCUAUUUAGACAUGUACGGUAUAUUAACAUUGAUAUAAGUUAACAACGUUUUUUUUUGCUCUGUUUAAUGUGUAUAAUUCCCCUAGAUACUGCUCAUGAAACUUACAUUGCCAUUGAAAUAGAUCUGUAUCCUAAAAUGCCUCUUUAGUACAUUUGGAUCGUUUAAUUUACCUUUUGCGUUUAAUUUACCUUUUUGCGGUAAAUUUCUAUCAAACAACUUAGACAGAAUCAUGUAUAGCUUUUCUUUGUUUAAUGUUUUCGAAAUGUGUGCUUUAUUAGUUAUGAUUGUACAUGGACAAUUAUAGUUGCAAUAAAGAUUACAUCAGG
Messenger RNA from Mya arenaria, 6042 nucleotides. RefSeq names its product zinc transporter ZIP10-like. The transcript is spliced from 11 exons. Bases 242 to 2857 code for a protein of 871 amino acids. NCBI's taxonomy places the organism in Eukaryota, Metazoa, Mollusca, Bivalvia, Myida, Myidae. The record is from RefSeq and is a predicted model, not a curated record. Gene Ontology annotation, biological process: zinc ion import across plasma membrane; intracellular zinc ion homeostasis. Gene Ontology annotation, molecular function: zinc ion transmembrane transporter activity. Gene Ontology annotation, cellular component: membrane.